This is a messenger RNA of Archocentrus centrarchus (flier cichlid), 3204 nucleotides long. RefSeq names its product SON DNA and RNA binding protein b (gene sonb). Bases 44 to 2914 code for a protein of 956 amino acids. The record is from RefSeq and is a predicted model, not a curated record. NCBI's taxonomy places the organism in Eukaryota, Metazoa, Chordata, Actinopteri, Cichliformes, Cichlidae. The transcript is spliced from 20 exons. Gene Ontology annotation, molecular function: RNA binding. Gene Ontology annotation, biological process: regulation of cell cycle; regulation of mRNA splicing, via spliceosome.
CUUCAGUUCCCACCCGGAACGCCAAUGCGGUGCACAUUAAAACAUGGCGGCCAACAUAGAGCAAAUUUUCCAAGAUUUCAUAUUAAAUAAAAUCCGGGAAAUUGAAGACCAGCAUGAAGACCAAGCUGAUGCUGAAAGAGGGGGGGACUGCAGAGAAAUGGAUGGAGCACCAAAGGCCUCUGCAAAGACACACAGAGACUUCAGAAGCAGCACUUCACACAAGAAACACAAAAAACACAAAAGCAAGAGAAAGAAGAGGAACCGAGAGAAGGAGAGUAGCUCAGACUGCGGCGCAGAGCUGAAGCAAAGAGCUAAACAUCAGUCACGAAGAGGAGCAGCAGCAGAAACAAACACUGAGCGAGGUGGGGGUCAUGAGAGUAAAUCCAGAUGCCGCAAGCAGCACUCAGCAGGAAAGAGGAAGAAGAAGAAAAGGAGGAAAGAUGAAGAAGAUUCCUCCGACUCCGACUCUGCAUUUGUGUUAAAGCAUACCAAACUGAAACGGAGAGAGGAGCUGCCGGACAUAAUCCCAAAGCAGGACAGCUCCAAUAAAGGAAUAGGAGAUGAGGAAAGACAUGGCAGAAAGGAUUGUAGUUCACUGUCACAUUCCUGCUCCCACCCACAUUCCUGCUCACUGAGGAACUCUGACGCUCAGAGUAGACACUACCGUCAAAGGUCUAGGACUCGCUCCCUGUCCAGUACACAAGGCCACAGGACACGCUCCAGCUCCUCAGAGAAGAAAGAUUUAGAUGAAUCCUUUCAGUCCCACCAAUGGCCUCCCAAGUGGCUCCAGCAAACUCAGGGUACCCUCAGCUCCACUGAAUGUAAUAUACAAGCAGGGGAGCUGAGUGAGCCGGGCGUAACAGAGCUGCAGAUCCCAAACCAGAGUGUGUCAGGAGACAGGAAAGGAGAGGAACCAGAAAAACUAGAAACGUCAGCUUCUGCUGUAUCCAAGUCCAUGCCAAGCCAGUCCAUAUCUGCUGAACCUUACUUGACCACCGAGCCCAGCUUCCUUCAGUGCAAGGCAUCAGAAUAUCCAAAGUCCUUUCCUGCAAACGUGAAAUCGUCUGGAAAGAAAAGGAAAAGAUCGAAGUCUCCACACAGGAAAAAAGAGGAGAAGUCAUCAAAGAAGCAGAAAAAAUCCAAGUCACCGCGCAGAGGCUACAAGAGGGAAUCCAGAUCCGUGAGCCCUUCACUUAGGAAGAGAUCACGUUCAAGGUCACGGGGCCGCAGGUCAAGGAGGUCAUCCUCACGGUCAGUGUCACGAAGUCGGUGGAGGGUCGCUUACAGCCAGAGAGACCGCUGGAAGCGUGAGCCGAGUCGUUCCCCGGUGCUCAUCCUCCGCAAAAACAGAUCACCCUCCCGGAAACACGGCAGCUCGAGUAGCAGCCCUCAGCGCAUCAGUGAACUGGAUAAGGACCAGUUGCUGGAAAUUGCCAAGGCCAACGCUGCUGCCAUGUGUGCCAAAGCUGGCAUGCCCAUCCCUGCCAGCCUGAGAUCCACAGUGCUUCCUCUGGCUCUGCCAGCUAUGGCUAUGAAUGCUGCAAUGGCCAGUAUGACUGCUGCCACGGUGACAGCAGCCUUGUCUAACAUUGGCUCGUUGUCGUCGCUGCUUCCUCUGCCUUCCAUUACACACAAGCCGCCUCCAGCCCCCACCCAACCCAACACUGCAGCUUUGGAGGAAGUGAAAAGGAAAGUAGCAAAGCAGGCCAACAGCCUCAGCAUUAAAGAGUUUACUGACAAAUGCAAGAUGAUUGUGGACAGUACAGAAGAGCUGCCGGUGGCAGUGCCUCAUGUUUCCGAUGAGGAGGAUGAUCAGAAGCCCUUUGGAGGAUCAGCUCUACGAGAACCAAAAGCAAUCAGCUUCAGCAUUAAUAACCCGACAGUUCGUCCAGUGGUCCGUAGUGACGCAGGCAUGGCCAAGGAGUUCCCGGUGUCUUCAGGCUCACAGCAUCGUAAGAAGGAAGGAGAGGCACUGGGUGCUUAUGGAGAAUGGGUGCCAGUUGACAAAACCACAGACAAGGCUGCUGGUUCCUCCGCCAAACCCCAAACAAAUGUUCUGCCAGCAGCGCCCAGCUCAGCAUCAGGUGACCCAGCAGCAGGGCUCCCAGAAGGAGGUGAACAGCCAGCGUUUGUGACAAACAGUGACAAAGUUUUUCCUGACCCACAACUGCAGCCAGUAGACAUCACUCAGGCUGUAACUGAGAGGAUCAAAGCUCAGAGGCGAUUGGCUGAGAACCCCUAUGACAUCAGUGCCAUCCGCAUGCUCACCCGAGCGCAGGAGCAGGUAGAUGCCUGGGCCCAAUCCAACACUGUUCCUGGUCUCUUCACUGGUUCAACUGGAGCUCAGGUCCUCAGCUCUGAAGAGCUGUCUACCAGUGGACCACAGGCAUGGCUGAAGAAGGACCAGUUUCUAAGGGCAGCCCCUGUGUCAGGGGGUGUCGGGGAGUUCCUCAUGAGAAAGAUGGGCUGGAAGACCGGCGAAGGCCUGGGACGGAACCGCGAGGGUACCGUGGAACCCAUCGUUAUUGACUUCAAGGUUGACCGCAAAGGUCUAGUUGCUGAAGGAGAGAAGUUACAGAAGCAAACAGGUGGACUGGUAGUAACCAAGGAUCUAAUGGGGAAACACCCAGUGUCUGCUCUCAUUGAGCUGUGCAACAAGAGGAAGAUAAUGCAGCCGGACUUUGUCAUGGUUCAUCACAGCGGUCCAGACCACCGCAAGAACUUCCUUUUCAAGGUCACAGUGAAUGGUGUGGACUACCAGCCGCAGACAGCCAGUCCCAAUAAGAAGCAUGCCAAGGCCAUGGCAGCCACAGUAGCCCUGCAGGCUCUGGGAGAGGUUCCUGUGGAUGGACCGGGACUCUACACUGGCCCCGUCUUCACUGCUGCUUCCACGGGCCCCCUUUUCUCCACGUAGGCAGAAGCUCCUCAGCGGCCUGGAAGCUGGACCUUUUGAUUUGUCACAGCAGGAAAGCAGAGACUCUAAAGACGUCCUGUUUGUGCCGUUAUUAAUUUGCUUGUGCUUUCCCUGUUGUCACAGUCUCCUGUGUAGCUCCUUAAAUGCUCGUACAGCUGGGGUCAUGGGUCACGGGGAACUGGAGCCUGCCCUGUUGCUUCAGGUGACCACAGCACCCCCACCGGCCUGUCGGUCUGUUUUAUAUGGUUUAACUUUUAUCCCAGUCAAUAACCUGUCCAUCAUUUCAGUUU